AUGAUGGAGCUAUGGGCCGAGCUUCAACGUGUGCGUAAGCAGUGCUCGGAAUACAAGGAGCAGACAGAGCGUGAUCUCGAAAACCAGCGCAAUGAGUUCAUCAAAGUGAUGCGCCACGUUAGCGCCAUUGUGCGCGGACUAAACAUCGAGAACGGAUCGCACUCACUACUCUCGGAUUUUUCGAGCGAAAGUGGAGUAGAUGUCACGCACGACACGGUGCUUUUUGAAGCGGUCAAGCGUUUCCAGGAAAGUCAACAGCAAGCAGCACCGGGAAUCGCACCGGAGCUCAUCACUGAGCUUCGUCUUGCUCGAUCCGAGGAUGCUGGCCUGCACAGUGAGCUGAUGAGAAAAUAUGAAGACAGCGUGCAGCGUAUUAUCGAACUGGAGGCUCGUGACGAUGACAGCCAUAACAAGCUGAUUGCGCUUGAAAGUGAUCUGAAGCGUACCCGUGAUCGUCUCGCUGAAAGCCAGGUAAUCACCGGCAAUAAAAUGUUGUGCUUUAAUUUUUUCAGCAAAUUUUAG
This is a messenger RNA of Gongylonema pulchrum, 522 nucleotides long. Lineage: Eukaryota; Metazoa; Nematoda; Chromadorea; Rhabditida; Gongylonematidae. The record is from the annotation of a GenBank genome assembly.